Amaranthus tricolor (Joseph's coat) is the source of this 2867-nucleotide messenger RNA. RefSeq names its product probable sulfate transporter 4.2. Gene Ontology annotation, biological process: transmembrane transport. Gene Ontology annotation, molecular function: secondary active sulfate transmembrane transporter activity. Lineage: Eukaryota; Viridiplantae; Streptophyta; Magnoliopsida; Caryophyllales; Amaranthaceae. The transcript has 17 exons. The record is from RefSeq and is a predicted model, not a curated record. Gene Ontology annotation, cellular component: membrane. The coding region runs from base 129 to 2225 and encodes 698 amino acids.
CUCUUCUCCAUCAAUAUCCAAGUCUUUUAUUCUCAUUUUCAUAAGGGGCCACAUCAGUCUUCCGCGCCAUCACACGAAUAGAAAAUUUGUUCUCGUCGUGGGCGUGCUAAAUUACGCCGCGCUGUACCAUGGACAAGUCCUACACUUCUCCCAGUUCCGGCGACCUCACCGGAUUAACGAGGACUUACAGUAACAGGCCGGUCAAAGUUAUUCCAUUACAGCACCCUGAAACCACCUCGUCUUCUGGUUUCUCCUUAACCAGGUCAUCUAGCUCGAUUUUUGAUCGAUGGAAGUCCAAGAUGAAAGCUAUGACUAUUACGGAAUGGAUCUCUGUCUUUUUGCCUUGUUAUCGUUGGGUUCGAUCUUACAAUUUUCAUGAUUAUCUUCAAUGUGAUCUUAUGGCUGGUAUCACCGUCGGUGUUAUGGUCGUUCCUCAGGCAAUGUCAUAUGCGAAGUUAGCUGGGCUGGCACCAAUUUAUGGACUCUAUUCGGGUUGUUUGCCUGUAUUUGUAUAUGCAAUUUUUGGUUCCUCAAGGCAGCUUGCAGUUGGUCCAGUAGCAUUAACAUCUCUCUUGGUUUCUAAUAUAUUAAGUGGUCUUGCUAGUCCAUCUGAUGAAUUGUACACAGAACUUGCAAUCACAUUGGCACUCAUGGUUGGCAUACUGGAGUGCUUAAUGGGCCUCUUAAGGCUUGGAUGGAUUAUCCGUUUUAUCAGCCAUGCUGUGAUUUCUGGCUUCACCACUGCAUCAGCUAUAGUGAUUGCCUUGUCUCAAGCAAAAUACUUUUUGGGCUAUGAUAUAGUUCGAAGCAGUGAAAUUAUUCCUCUUGCAAAAAGUAUCAUAGCCGGGAUUGAUAAGUUCUCAUGGCCACCAUUUAUGCUGGGGUCUUUGAUUCUAGCAAUUAUGUUGAUUAUGAAGCACCUGGGGAAAACGAGGAAGUAUUUGAGAUUUAUUCGAGCAGCAGGCCCAUUGACAGGAGUUGUUUUGGGUACUGCUAUUGUCAAAUUAUUUCAUCCAUCCGCCAUCAGUGUGGUUGGGGAAAUACCUCAAGGGCUCCCGGAGUUUUCAGUUCCUAAUGCCUUUGCUUAUUUUAACUCUUUGAUUCCAACAGCAUUUCUUAUAACUGGCGUGGCCAUACUGGAAUCUGUGGGAAUUGCCAAAGCUCUUGCAGCAAAGAAUGGUUAUGACUUAGAUCCUAAUCAAGAGCUUUUUGGACUUGGUGUAGCCAACAUUGUCGGAUCAUUUUUUUCUUCAUAUCCUAGUACAGGUUCAUUUUCUAGAUCUGCGGUGAACCAUGAAAGUGGAGCAAAAACUGGCUUUGCUGGGAUACUCACUGGAAUCAUUAUGAGUUGUGCUCUCCUAUUCCUCACUCAAUUAUUUGUUGACAUACCUCAGUGCGCUCUGGCUGCUAUCGUGAUCUCUGCCGUGAUAGGUCUGGUUGAUUAUGAGGAGGCUAUGCUUCUAUGGCAUGUCGAUAAAAAAGAUUUUUUCCUUUGGACUGUCACUUUUGCAUCAACAUUGUUCCUUGGAAUUGAGAUUGGUGUCCUAGUUGGGGUUGGAUUUUCUCUUGCUUUUGUCAUAUAUGAAUCAGCAAAUCCACAUAUUGCUGUAUUGGGUCGUCUUCCCGGCACAACAAUUUAUAGGAAUGUUCAACAAUAUCCAGAAGCAUACACAUACCAUGGGAUAGUGGUUGUUCGUGUUGAUGCACCUAUGUAUUUUGCAAACACGAGUUACAUAAAGGACAGGCUGCGGGAAUAUGAGUCCAAUCGUGAUGGAUCUAUAAAACGUGGUCCUGAAGUAGAACAAGUUUAUUUUGUGAUUCUUGAGUUGUCACCUGUGACUUAUAUCGAUUCAAGUGCUGCUCAAGCAUUAAAGGACUUAUAUCAUGAGUAUAAAGCUCGGGGAAUCCAGAUUGUUAUUUCCAAUCCUAAUCAAGAAGUUCUGAAAACGCUAACAAGAGCUGGCCUCGUAGAAUUGAUUGGGAAGGAAUGGUACUUCGUGAGAGUGCAUGAUGCUGCUCAGGUUUGCUUUAAACAUGUACAGGAAAAUGAAACGCCAAGAACACCAGAUUCCGCCAAAGACGGAAAACAAAGCAUCUUCAAGAAAUUUGGUUCAACCAAAGAAAUUGCGACGACGGUAGAUUUAGAAUCCGGUGUUGAGACGUCUUUGGUCUCAAGCAGUUCUGAUCACCAAUUACAGGAGCCACUCUUACGUGGGAGGACUUAACACUAAUUUCCACUCUAAGAAGCAUCAUUUUAAGAAGUUUUCUCAUGUAUAUAAAUAUAUGUAGUACCAUUACUCACAUUGCAUGAUUUAUAGAUACAAUCUUUUUUUUUUUUAUUAAAGGAACCUAAUAAUUUUUUUGAUAAAAAUUUUAUAUGACAUCUACAAUAGAGUAAAAAUUGAUCAAAUAUAUAAUAAAUUUAAUCAGACAAAUUUAUAUAUAGAAAAUGUCAUGAUCAUAGUUGUUUAUAGAUAUUAUAUUUGUUUUAAAGAAUUAGCUUUAUUUUAAAGAAUAAGAUCAAAUGCUUAAUUUAUAUAUACGAUCAUUGUUUUAAAGAGUUAGCUUUAUGUUUUUUGUCUGUCUUAUUGAAUGUGCCUUGUUAUUUUUUGCCAUAAUCUUAUUUUUUUUAUUUCAAUCUACACAUUUAAUUUCCUUUUAUUUCAUCUUCAUAUUUAUUUUAUUUUUUCAUAAAAUAUAUCUUUUUACCAUUGAGCUUUACCUCAUUUGUAGUUGGGGCUAUUUCUUCGGAACAUAUAUAUAGUCUUGUGAGGAGCUAGGUUGCACUAAAACGGACACGGACACGACACGGGUACGAAAAAACGCCAACUUAAAAAUGGCGGACACGGAGACACGAAAAUGGUAAU